This is a messenger RNA of Miscanthus lutarioriparius, 441 nucleotides long. NCBI's taxonomy places the organism in Eukaryota, Viridiplantae, Streptophyta, Magnoliopsida, Poales, Poaceae. The record is from the annotation of a GenBank genome assembly.
AUGGUGCCGAGCUGCCUGCAGCAGGACCAACGGCAGAGCGAGAGGCUGCCCCUGGCGGCGGCAGCCGGAGCAGAGGCGAGGCAGGUCACCCUGGAGGAGAUGCUGUACCCGCCGCCGAGCUGGGAGACGGAGGCUGCUGCGACGCCGUCGCGGCGCAGCUCCCCGAAGGUGUGCCCGGUGAACCUGGCCGACCUGUUCUCCGACGAGGAGGAAGGAGCACACUCCGGGAGCGGCGGCGGUUACUCCCCGCCGGACGUCGUCAACGAGAGCGUGUCCAUGUCCAUCGUCAGUCGGGCGUCGCUCCGGAGCCUGCACAGCGUGUCCCGGAGGGUGAGCUUCAGGUCCCCCGACGAGUCCGACGUGUUCAUCAUCCCGGCGAGAAGCCACUCGGACGACGACGACGAUGAGUGGAGUAGUGACGGUGAGCCAAGCAGGACGUGA